AUGGUCGAUAAACCAAAAGAAGUCGUUUCAGAGGCGGAAGCCAAACAGCUCAAGACCAAGUUGACAGAUGUAGAAGGCAAACUAUCCAAGUUCAUUUUGAACACCGUCAAACGCCAAAUACUCCAUGAUAUCCGUUACCUGGAGAAACUAGCUCCUGCCAGAGCGGAGUCGACCUUCUACUCCCUGUUGGUAUUGGCCAUCUUGUACUUCACUCAUACUAUCGCGUAAGUUAUCAACCUCUUGUUUAUGUUUAAUCCAAAUAUGUUCUUUAUUAGAAUAAUCACUGACAUUGUCAUAGCAAGAUCUUCCGUGAUAUUAUAUUUAAAAUAUUUUUUUCAUUUUCAGUAUGCUUACAGUACUAUACCAGACCUGUAUGACAUGGUACUUCCAUCUUCAACCUAUUAAGGAUGUAAUGGACUUGUUAUUCAAGAAAGGUUUUGUUCUGGAACCUACCGUACUCAUGAUGGUACUCAAAUUCUCGGCCAAAUUCAUAAUAUUCCUGAUGGUAAUAACGAUACUGGUACACUUUAUGUUGCUCUACGUUACGGCUGGAGGUAAUACUCGAAACUUUUCAAUUUUAUUUGGAACGUCCAGACUAUUAAACUCGAUGUCCAUGCUCUUCUUUACCGUUAUCCGUAAGUUCGACAUGUCUUAAAAUUGUGUCAAUUUAUAAUAUAUCGACCUUCUCCCGUUAGUUUGGUACAAUUUUUGACCAUACCAAAUAGUACAUGACCAGUAAGUUUUAAUUACCGUUGACAAAAGUCUAUGUGUACUUUAUAAUGUUGUAUCUCCAUAAGGCAUCCUUUCAGUUGUUGUCCUACAGUUCCGCAGCUCUAUUUCAAAUACCUUAAUCGGACAUAUCGCUUUACAUGGUAUCGAUGCUAACGAGGUAAACGCAUACGACAUAAUACAGUACGAAUUGGAAUGUUGUGGAUUCCAGAAGAACGCCCUGGAUUGGCAGAAGCCUGUUCUCAUGAACUGGACCGACUCUGUAAGUAAGACCAUACUAUACAGUACAAUUUAAACUAUAAUGGGUCAAACUUAGUUUAAGACAACCUUUACCGUUUCCUUUGAAGUAAAACGUUUCAGUUUGAUAUCAAAAAGUUUGAAAUAACAAAUAACAAGGAGUACGAAAGCAACUGCAAGACCAAGGAUUCUCAAUGCCUAGUACCCAAAAGCUGUUGUACCAACUACAACCCUUCAAAGACACAAGGCUCCUUAUGUAACAACUACCAUUCUCUUACGCGAGCUCUCGAGUAUGCCAAAACCAAGAAUAAAGACCUGACAUACCAAGAGCUGAUACACUCAGAUGGAUGUAUCAAUGUUCUACAAAACUCCAUGGACCGAUGGUUCAUCGUCUUAAUCUCUGGACUAGUCUACCUGUUGGUUACAAUCGUUGUGACAACUUGUAUAGCAGCCAAUUCUAUUAGUGGCUCUAACGGACUAGGCAUUGUAGAUCCGGUCACGGAAGUGGUAAGUUCUUUGCAUUUUCAUGAUAUCAUUUUCAAAAUUUAAUUUCAGCCAUUACCAAAACAUAAGGGAUUGAGACUGGCAGAAGGACUAGACGCUCCCAACUUGAAACGACCGAUAUUCACCUUGAAUAACUCUUCUUCCGAGUAAGUCAUCAUUGUAUUUAAUUUACUAUUUAAGCCACAUAUGAUAAUCGUAGUACCGUAGAUGUGCACAGCAAUUUAAUGUUUCAGAGACAAUCAGCAAGAACAAGUCGUGCACGAUGCCAUUCAAGGAAAACGAAACCGGCAUCUGAAUCCGGAAGAUUCGAGCGACGACGGUCUCGAUAUGAAUCAAGAAGCCAGUUACCUUUCUCUCGGCCUAUGA
Bursaphelenchus okinawaensis is the source of this 1836-nucleotide messenger RNA. Lineage: Eukaryota; Metazoa; Nematoda; Chromadorea; Rhabditida; Aphelenchoididae. The record is from the annotation of a GenBank genome assembly.